Aedes aegypti (yellow fever mosquito) is the source of this 1092-nucleotide messenger RNA. RefSeq names its product PRADC1-like protein. The coding region runs from base 213 to 857 and encodes 214 amino acids. The record is from RefSeq and is a predicted model, not a curated record. The transcript has 3 exons. Lineage: Eukaryota; Metazoa; Arthropoda; Insecta; Diptera; Culicidae.
UUUUGAUCUGAUUGGCAGUGGUCAUCGAAAUCGUAUGUUGCUAAACUGGAGCAUUUUGCUCUAACAAUCUAUGAAUUUUCUCGCUACCGUUUUGGUAAGAUAAUAUUCUUAUCAUUUUUGCAGCCUUGCUGGCAUAGUGUUACUUGACCGGGUGUUGAGAUAGCUAUGAAUAUCACAACAACAGUCGGGUCUGCUGGUGAUGGUACAAAACAAUGUUCCUAUCUGUGAAGAUUUCGGCCAGGAUAGUAGCUUUGAUCGCUCUAGUUUUGCUACUUAGUACAAUUGUGAUAGUCCAUAGUGGAGCGAACAAUCUUCACAUGUACGAUGGGAUUCGUACGCAGGAUAUCAUAGCUGGUGACGUGUUCUUUGAAAUUGUCGAUCCACCGGAGCUAGAGUACACCUAUCGCAUAAGGCCAGCGAAAGACUUUGGGACAUCGUUCGAGUCGGCUUCCUUCGGAGUUAAGGAAGGUAAACUAGUUCCUGCGAUUCCAUCCGAUGCCUGUGAGCCAGAUUUUGUCAACGAGAAGGACCUGAAGGGAAAUAUCGUCCUGGUGGAACGUGGAGAAUGCUCAUUCCUGACCAAAGCAAUAAACGUCGAGCAGGUCGGCGGUCGUGCGGUCAUCAUCACGGAGGUCGAUUCCGGCUCGGACGAUUAUGAUUACUAUAUUGAGAUGAUCCACGACAAAACCGAUCGAGACACCAACAUACCGGCUGCUUUCCUGCUGGGCAAAAACGGACUAAUCAUUCGGAAAACGCUUGCCAAGCUACAUCUUCGCUACGCGCUUAUCAAUUUGCCGGUGAACUUGACUUUCGUUGCGCCGCAUGAGAUCAACCAGCCACCGUGGUUGCAGUGGUAGUCAGCGGAAAGUUGCAGCUUGUGUUAGAAUAACGAACAAAUAUUUCACCAUUCCGUGUGUUAGUGAGAUCAAAGUCCCAGUGUGAUACUCUCUUCGAAAAAAAAACUAAACAAUAAACGGUAUUAAUUUAUGGAUGUUGUUAAAGAGACUAAUUUUCUAGUCAUGCUGUGAGAAACAAGGAACGAUAAGCAACAACAAAAACGACAAUUGCAAUAAACUUACUGUAGAAGCUGAA